This is a messenger RNA of Cynara cardunculus var. scolymus (artichoke), 1189 nucleotides long. Its product is annotated as protein CHAPERONE-LIKE PROTEIN OF POR1, chloroplastic. The record is from RefSeq and is a predicted model, not a curated record. The coding region runs from base 198 to 1034 and encodes 278 amino acids. Gene Ontology annotation, cellular component: chloroplast membrane. Lineage: Eukaryota; Viridiplantae; Streptophyta; Magnoliopsida; Asterales; Asteraceae. The transcript is spliced from 5 exons.
GCUGGUGCUGCUCCUAAUCCGUUGGUUGCUACAAAAUGGUCGUCUGAAUUUCCAUGGAAAUUACGUGUAAAUUCAAAGUGUUUCAUCUCAUCGUUUGAUAUUUCGAAAGAAAAUAUAUCGUUUUUUGAUCGUUAUCCUCUUCAGGCUUUGGCUUGUGAUCAAAUUUGGUGUAGCAUUUUGGUCAUACCUAUAAGAAGAUGAAUCUAUCUGGAUUGACUGGGAGCCCCACAAAGUAUUGCUUCCAUCUCAGUUCAAGAGGUCCGGCUUUACCAUGUAAGCGCACUUUGGUUUCCCAAGAUCAGCGUAAAUCUCAGUUCUUUUGUCUUGAAAGACAAAAUACUUGGGUUGGAACUACACAGAGAUAUAUCACAAAAAGAACGUCUUUGGUGAAAUGUGCCAUGGAUGCUUCCUUCGGUGAUGCUAGAGAUGAAUCAUCUGUCAUUUUUCCUAGAAUCAACAUAAAGGACCCGUACAAAAGACUUGGUAUCAGCAGCGAAGCUUCUGAAGACGAAAUCCAAAGUGCUAGAAAUUUCCUCGUUCAAAAAUAUGCCGGACACAAACCAAGUGUUGAUGCAAUUGAAUCUGCACACGACAAAAUAAUAAUGCAAAAGUUUUAUGAGAGGAAAAACCCCAAAAUUGAUGUAAAGAAAAAGAUGAGGGAAGUAAGUCAGUCUCGUUAUGUGCAGGCUGUCACAAACAGGUUCAGAACCCCGGCUACAAACUUCAUCAUUAAAACAUCCAUUGCCUUUGUGGUACUUGCAGCUCUUACCGUGCUCUUUCCAACCGAAGAAGGGCCAACCCUUCAGGUAGCCAUAUCACUGAUUACCACAAUAUAUUUCAUACAUGACCGGCUGAAGAGCAAACUCAGAGCUUUUCUUUAUGGCGUUGGAACUUUUAUCGUGUCAUGGCUAUUGGGAACGUUCUUGAUGGUGUCCGUAAUUCCACCUAUACUCAAAGGGCCAAGGAGUUUAGAAGUGACAACGUCAUUAGUAACUUAUGCGCUUCUCUGGGUUUCUUCUACUUAUCUUAAAUAGAAUUGACUAUUUGUAUCGAGUGAAGUCCAAAAUUUUGGUCAUUAGAAGGUGGUUAUUUUGUUGCAGAGGUCAGAUUUUCGGGUUAUUUUUUGCUCUUUAAGGUGUUGUUUCAUGACAUUACUUUUGUGAAAGUUGUUUGAACUUUUUGUUGGCUC